Molecule: messenger RNA, 1657 nt
Organism: Athalia rosae (coleseed sawfly)
Lineage: Eukaryota; Metazoa; Arthropoda; Insecta; Hymenoptera; Athaliidae
Gene: bisc
Product: TM2 domain-containing protein CG10795
Exons: 3
Coding region: 143-697 (184 amino acids)
Source: RefSeq, a predicted model, not a curated record
AGAUGAAUGGAGGAGUGGGAGAUUCUUGUAGUGCUGACGAAUGUUGAGGGACUUGACGUUUUCAGGUUAUGUUCUUGUGUUAUGUUUGAGAAUUGUAGUCUAGAAAUAUGUCUCAAUUUGUUGGUUGAGAUGUGAGAUCAGAAUGUAUAGCAAUACGUGGAAAUACUGUGCAGUUUUACUGUUCACUUUAAUCGCUUUGUGCGGUUAUAACCAGGCGUACGAUAUCGAUUGCAAUAAUUUAAGACUAGGACAAUAUAUUUGCCCACAUCCUGAAUAUGAUUUCGUUGAUCCGAAAACCCAACAGCCUAAAGGAUGCACUAGAGAGAACAAGGCGAAAGUCCUUUGCCAAGCUGCAGCAGAAUUAAUUUGCAAAGAAACUGGAAACAACACAUUCAAAAAAGAUAUACCCUGCAGAUGGACCAAUGGAUACUCGUUUGAAACAUCACUUCUGCUGUCUAUAUUUCUUGGAAUGUUUGGAGCAGAUAGAUUUUACCUUGGAUAUCCAGCGCUUGGUUUGCUGAAGCUUAGUACGCUAGGUUUUCUUUUUAUUGGUCAAUUUUUAGACGUCAUUUUGAUAGCUACUCAAGUUGUAGGACCAGCAGAUGGGUCUCAUUAUGUAAUGCCUUACUAUGGUGCAGGAAUUCAAGUUAUUAGGAGUAAUAAUUUCACUUACAAAUUGCCGCAAGAUGAUUGGUGAGAUAUAGAGGGUUGGAUCUGGGGUGCAUUUGUUACUUAACUGCACACUGAUAUGGAUAUUCCCAUUGAGAUAGAUAAUGUAAAUGAAUUCAGGCAGAAUUUUGUUUUUUGUCUUUUCAUGCGAAUAACUAAUACGUCAUGAAUACUCUCAUGGUAUUUUUACACAUAUUGUUCAAGCCGUUGUAACAAGGAUAACACUUCCAGAAAUGGAUAACAUUUAUGAUGGAUAAAAUGAAUUGUUUAGACUGAAAUCCGAUCCUAUUAUGUUGAUAAUCUGUUAUACUUAUUGUUUUAUUGCCAUCGAAUUACUACGAUGAUCACUUACAGGGAGUUAUGGAAUACAUUAGCAUAAUUUUUUUAUAUGAACAUUUGAACAGGUUUCUCGAUCCUUCAUUAAUAAGCGCGUAAAUUUAAUGCCUUGCCUUUGAUUAUUAUUAACACAAUUACUUUAUAUAUAGCAUAAUUGAUGUCGGCACAGCUUAUUUGAAAUAACUGAAUUUUAUACGCGUGAAACUAUUUUCAAGCACUCUGAUCUCAGCCCUCUAAUGUGAGUACUAACAAUUAAUAUUGUAGCGAAUUAAAACUUGUCUGAUAAGUUCAGGUUUAGACUGAAAUGUCUUUUUAUAAUGAUAUAUUAAUUGUUGCAUUCUGUUGAUAUACACUGAUCCCAUGUAAAUUGGAUAAUGUUAUACUUGUAUGCUAUAAAAUACAAACUUGGGCUGCAUUCGUUUUUGCGCAAAACAGUUAAAGUUGUAAUCGUUAAUGAUGAUAGUAAUUAAUGAUCGAUACUCGAUGAAUAACGCGAUACUAGAAAAAUUAUGUAAAUUACAUGUAUAUUAUAAGAUAAUCGAAUUAGAUGAUUGUAUUUGAGAUGUAAAUACAAAGGGUGUAAAUACUUAAAUGUAAUUAUCUCAUUCAUUUUAUAUGGAUAUUUAAUAAACCAUUUUAAUCAAAGCUUCAA